AUGUUUAAUAUACGAUCCAUUUGUGAAUUUUUCCUUUUACAUAGUGCAAAUAUCAAUGAAAAAUGUAACAAUGAAGAAACCACUCUUCAUAUUGUAGCAUGUAAUAAUGGAAAAGAAACAGCCGAGCUUCUUAUUUCAAAUGAUAUAAAUAUCAAUGAAAAAUGUAACAAUGAAGAAACAGCUCUUCAUAUUGUAGCAUGUAAUAAUGGAAAAGAAACAGCCGAGCUUCUUAUUUCAAAUGAUAUAAAUAUCAAUGAAAAAUGUAACAAUGAAGAAACCACUCUUCAUAUUGUAGCAUGUAAUAAUGGAAAAGAAACAGCCGAGCUUCUUAUUUCAAAUGAUAUAAAUAUCAAUGAAAAAUGUAACAAUGAAGAAACCACUCUUCAUAUUGUAGCAUGUAAUAAUGGAAAAGAAACAGCCGAGCUUCUUAUUUCAAAUGAUAUAAAUAUCAAUGAAAAAUGUAACAAUGAAGAAACAGCUCUUCAUAUUGUAGCAUGUAAUAAUGGAAAAGAAACAGCCGAGCUUCUUAUUUCAAAUGAUAUAAAUAUCAAUGAAAAAUGUAACAAUGAAGAAACCACUCUUCAUAUUGUAGCAUGUAAUAAUGGAAAAGAAACAGCCGAGCUUCUUAUUUCAAAUGAUAUAAAUAUCAAUGAAAAAUGUAACAAUGAAGAAACAGCUCUUCAUAUUGUAGCAUGUAAUAAUGGAAAAGAAACAGCCGAGCUUCUUAUUUCAAAUGAUAUAAAUAUCAAUGAAAAAUGUAACAAUGAAGAAACAGCUCUUCAUAUUGUAGCAUGUAAUAAUGGAAAAGAAACAGCCGAGCUUCUUAUUUCAAAUGAUAUAAAUAUCAAUGAAAAAUGUAACAAUGAAGAAACAGCUCUUCAUAUUGUAGCAUGUAAUAAUGGAAAAGAAACAGCCGAGCUUCUUAUUUCAAAUGAUAUAAAUAUCAAUGAAAAAUGUAACAAUGAAGAAACAGCUCUUCAUAUUGUAGCAUGUAAUAAUGGAAAAGAAACAGCCGAGCUUCUUAUUUCAAAUGAUAUAAAUAUCAAUGAAAAAUGUAACAAUGAAGAAACAGCUCUUCAUAUUGUAGCAUGUAAUAAUGGAAAAGAAACAGCCGAGCUUCUUAUUUCAAAUGAUAUAAAUAUCAAUGAAAAAUGUAACAAUGAAGAAACAGCUCUUCAUAUUGUAGCAUGUAAUAAUGGAAAAGAAACAGCCGAGCUUCUUAUUUCAAAUGAUAUAAAUAUCAAUGAAAAAUGUAACAAUGAAGAAACAGCUCUUCAUAUUGUAGCAUGUAAUAAUGGAAAAGAAACAGCCGAGCUUCUUAUUUCAAAUGAUAUAAAUAUCAAUGAAAAAGGUAUUUUUGGUGAAACCACUCUUCAUAUUGCAACACAUGAAAAAAAAGUAAAUAAAUAA
Molecule: messenger RNA, 1410 nt
Organism: Trichomonas vaginalis G3
Lineage: Eukaryota; Parabasalia; Trichomonadida; Trichomonadidae
Product: cyclin-dependent kinase inhibitor 2C-related family
Exons: 1
Coding region: 1-1410 (469 amino acids)
Cellular component (GO): cytoplasm; nucleus
Molecular function (GO): protein binding
Source: RefSeq, a predicted model, not a curated record